AGUUUUUCAAAAAAAAAGAAAAACUCAAAGAUGAAUAAAUAAUUUUUUAUUUUGAGCGAAGAAGGCACAUCCUUUGUCGAGAAGAGAAGAAGCAUGAAGUGGUGGGCUUUAAAGUGGAUGAUGGGCCGGUGGGCGAUAAAAAGAAUGAAUAGCUCGUCCGCUUCAGUGUGGUGAGCGUUGGUGGCGGCGGCGCAGGGAAAGGGAAAGGGAGCAAGGAAGAAGGGAAGGGCGACGAACCCUAGCUCUGGCAGGUGAAGCUGAUGGCUGCUGUGCUCCGAUCCGCGGCGAGGCGGUUGGCCGGCGAGCUGCCGGCGGCUGAGAUGGGGCUCCACCGCCUCCCUCUGCACUCCCAGUCCCAGGUCAAUGUUUGGAGCGCCUCAUCUGCUCCUGGCUCUGCCCCCUCUUCUCUGACCAAGACCAAGGCGGUGAUCAAGAGCACCCUUCUACCACAACUCAUCCCGCGCCGCACGAUGUCCUCCUCCUCCGGUCGCGCCGCCUCUCAACCAGCCGACAAGUUUUGCUUUUACCUGAGGGGCGCGAGGAUGACAGCUAUGCAAGAACCAGGCUCAAAAGUACUUAGCACGAUAAUUCUCGUGAGAAGUGAAGAAGAAUGUUUGAAUGAUUUCUGGUAUUUCAUGAGUGUGGUAAAGAAGAAUGAGGUUCAGCGUGCAAAGGAGAUGGAAUACAUAAAUAUGAAGUCCAGAUACGAUGAGGAAUGGGAAAAGGUACAAAAUCUGCCAUGGGUCCAGAAGUUGGAGAACCUCCAAGAUCACCUUUCAAACAAGGCUUGGGUUUUAGUUCCUGGUGGCUUACUGCUUGCCGGCCUGGGGGAGUCCUCAGACUGGAAGCUGCCAAGAGGCCAACACGCACCACCCCCUGGACCUGGAGAGGAGAAGACCCCUUUCGAGAAGAAUCCUGUAGAGGAUAUGUUCUAAGCCUUGAAACGGUGGGGGUCAUGACAAGCCUAGUAGGGCUAAGAAACUUGCAAAGUUUAAUUGGUUUCGUAAGAUUUGAUUCUUAGUUUCUUUGCUGUGACAAGGAGGGUGCCUAGCUAUAUCUCGGCUGCUGCUGAAAUUAACGAAACUUUGAGCCACUUAUGUGUUGACCUUUUAAUGUACUCCAUGUCCACCCUAACUUUGAGUUCACCCUAACGAGGUUAUAACGGUAUCUGAACAAUCGGACGGACAA
This is a messenger RNA of Triticum dicoccoides, 1188 nucleotides long. RefSeq lists its product as uncharacterized. Bases 261 to 935 code for a protein of 224 amino acids. NCBI's taxonomy places the organism in Eukaryota, Viridiplantae, Streptophyta, Magnoliopsida, Poales, Poaceae. The transcript has 7 exons. The record is from RefSeq and is a predicted model, not a curated record.